Messenger RNA from Effrenium voratum, 1203 nucleotides. The record is from the annotation of a GenBank genome assembly. Lineage: Eukaryota; Dinophyceae; Suessiales; Symbiodiniaceae.
AUGUCGGCCAUCGUUCGCCUCAGCUUCUACUUGCGAGGAGUGGGCGUGGCGGAGCAGCCUGAGGCGAGGAGCUGCUUGCUGGAGGUGGUGGAUGCUGGCAGAUCCACCUCCGGCCAUGAGGUGGACGUGUUUCAGCUCACAGUUCUGGCCAACGUCCUUGAGGACGAGGUGCUGGCCACAGAACUGCAGGACUUGUAUUACGCAGCCAGAGAUGAAGGCGAAGCCAUGCCAGAUUGCUUGCCGACAGUCGAGAAGUUUCUGGGAAAGGCCAUGGACGUUUGGAGCAGCUUUCCAGAGAAGGUCUCGGAGCUGGCCAAGCUGGAGUCCUCUGAGGAGAAUCUGGGGAAAGUCAUCAGCUUUGCGCGCUCUUUGCCGAAGAGCGGCCGCGUGCAGCUGCUGGCGCUGGCCAAGUGCCAUGCGGCGGGGGCGGCGGACGCGCUGGCGGCCGGGGCGGCGGAAAUGGUCACGGGCCAGCUGCUGGAUGUCGCAGGGAAGCAGCUGAAGGAAGACGCCUCGGAGAACUUGGUGCAACAAGUGGUGGAGCUCGGAGUCUUCUUGCUGGGCAACAUGGUAAAGGCAAACAAGGCGGCGGCCCUGUCCAAGCUGUCCGAUGCGCACUUCCAGGAAGCUGCGCGCUAUGUCUGGGACAACAAGCAGGAUGACCCCAAGAUCUUGGCUGCUCUUUGUUAUGUGCUGCAGUCGCUUUCGCUGAAGCUCACCAAGUGGCAGGUGCAGCUCACCGACGGAGGUGACUGGGUGGACCUAGAGGCGGAGCAGCAGUUGGGCUUGCGGCGAAAAGUGGAGCAAGGUGAGACGAUGCACCACUUCCGCGCCCGGGGCUUUCCCUACGAGAUCGAUCUCAAGGAGAUGACGCAGAAGAACACCAAGAGCGGGACCACCCGAAAGAUCCGUGAGGUGGAGGUUUCUGCCACCUCCCUGGGUGGAGAUGGAGAUGGAGGUGGAGACGGCGACGGCGACGGUGGAGAAGAGAAGCCCUACAAGUGGCAGGUCUCCAAUGGUCGAGGCCGUUGGUGGGACUUCCCCGAGGACGUGGACGCCAAGCUGAAGGACGCCGCGCUGGCCGGGCUGUCCACGGUGAGCUGCACCAUCAGGGGGCAGCAUUAUGAAGUGGACUUGGCAAAGAUGCAUCAAAUGAACGUGAAGUCGGGCACGAAACGCGAGAUCCGCCGGUGCGAGCUCUGA